Messenger RNA from Meloidogyne enterolobii, 440 nucleotides. Lineage: Eukaryota; Metazoa; Nematoda; Chromadorea; Rhabditida; Meloidogynidae. The record is from the annotation of a GenBank genome assembly.
AUGCUUUUGGCGGGAGGUACACAUUGUUUAUGUGUAGAAAGAUCAAAAAAUGAAAUUGUUUUAAUUAAUUUUGAAAGAAUUAAUAUAAUAUUAGAAGCCUGUGUGGCUGUGCCUAAAAAGAAUAAAAUACAGAUGAAAGAAAUUAGAGAGAAGGAAUUUGAUUAUAAAAGUGUUGGAAAGGAGUUAAUCCCUGAUAGUAAAGGAAAAAAGGAAAGAUCGCUUAUUAAAAAGAUAAAAGAUAUCCAGAUAAAGUAAUUUCAGGUCAUUCGGACUAUCUCACCGGACUUCCCCUCAUCUCUAAUUUCAACUACUACUGCUCCAACAACAAAAAAGACUCUACAUCAAAUUCAAUCUUCAAUUCAUCAAGCAAAAGAAUUAUUUGUCAAAACUUCAAUGCGGCACAAAAAUAGAAAUUAUUAUUUUCAUCACACUCUCAGACA